AAAUAUUUCAGUCGGGAUAACUCUGUAGUGGCAGAAAAAGAAAUUCGUCAGUGUUGUGAUUUCAGCACUUUUUGUUGUGACAGUACAUCUUAGAACAAUAAAGGAUACAGCAACUUGCAGUUAUGACAGAGGAAGUUCAGAAGCAUUCUGUGCACACACUUGUGUUCCGAUCUCUGAAGAGAACUCAUGACAUGUUUAUAUCAGAGCAAGGAAACCCUCCAAUUCGAGAUGACAAGAGUGAUACCCUUUGGAGGAAGUUGAAGUUAAUUGAUGAGUAUGGGCCUGUGAAAGAUUUACCCAAGGAUGAUGGAGUGAAGAAACAACAGACGAAUGAUGUUAUCAGACCGUAUGGUGAAAGCACAUGGCCGGAGAAUCCAGAAAUCUCAGUUCAAGGGACACAUCCAUUCCCAAGUGGCCCAGGUGUUCAGCUGACCGAUACGACAGGCAAACAGGCUGAUCCCAGCUCAUCAGGCAGCAUGGAGAUGAUGCUGUACGAACAGAACAGACAGACAAAUAUUCCUUCUGGCGCCAGUGUCCACGAGAUCAGACAAAAUGCUGGGCACACCGAGAGGACUGACCCAGUGUCUAAAUCGAUGGUAUCUGUAACUGUGGGUCAGCAGCAGAUGCUGGUUCCAAGAAAAGCUCCAACAAUGCCAAAGCCACAGUGGCAUCCUCCAUGGAAAUUAUACAGGGUUAUUAGUGGUCAUCUUGGCUGGGUGCGGUGUAUUGCGGUGGAACCAGGAAAUGAGUGGUUCGUCACAGGAGCUGGAGACCGAGUCAUAAAGAUCUGGGACCUGGCAACGGGAACCCUGAAGCUGUCACUGACUGGUCACAUCAGCACAGUUCGCGGUGUUGCGGUCAGCCCCAGACAGCCGUAUUUGUUUUCCUGUGGUGAGGACAAACAAGUAAAGUGUUGGGAUCUGGAGUACAACAAGACAAUCCGACAUUACCAUGGGCACUUGAGUGCGGUAUACUCCUUAGACAUUCAUCCAACUAUUGAUGUUCUUUUGACAUGUGGCAGAGAUGCAACAGUCAGGUGUUGGGAUAUGAGGACCAAGGCCUGCGUUCAUACGAUGGUUGGCCAUCAAAACACGGUUGCCGUGGUGAAAUGUCAGGCUUCAGAGCCCCAAGUAAUCUCGGGAAGUCACGACUGUACGAUCAGGUUGUGGGAUUUAGCGGCCGGAAGAUCAAAGGUUACUCUGACCAAUCACAAGAAGAGUGUCAGAGCAGUAGCAUUGCAUCCUACACAGUACACAUUUGGUUCAGCAUCACCAGACAACAUAAAACAGUGGAAGUUUCCCGAUGGUAACUUCAUACAGAAUUUGUCUGGCCACAAUGCAAUCAUCAACUGUCUGGGUCUCAACUCUGACAACGUACUCGUUUCAGCAGCUGACAAUGGCACCAUGCAUUUCUGGGACUGGAGAACAGGAUACAAUUACCAGCGACUACAGGCAGCCGCACAGCCAGGAUCCAUCGACUCGGAGGCAGGAAUAUUUGCAGUGGAGUUUGACCACAGCGGAACUCGAUUGAUCACGGCAGAGGCCGACAAGACGAUAAAAAUAUACAAAGAGGACGACUCUGCAACCGAAGAUUCGCAUCCUAUUAACUGGCGUCCCGAUAUUCUCAAGAAGAAACGAUACUAAAUGUGGGUUUUAAUGACAGCUUUCUCGAAUGUGGGACGGAGUACCAUUUGGACCAUCUAUUUUCUAUGGAUCAUUCGGUUUCUGAAAGUUUUGAUGACACUGAAGAAACCUCAUUGUGUAACAUUACAAAUAGAUGUGGUUUAGAAUAUGUCAUAAAUCCAGUAUGCUGAUGCACAUUUCACUACCUGUCACCAGUGUGACCAACAUUUUCAGUUGUUAUGGGUCACAACGGACUCAGUUUUUUAACAUGACAUUUUACAAAGCCUUUGAUUCAUGAUUCAUACCAAAAUAAAAUCAUACAAAAAGCG
Molecule: messenger RNA, 1951 nt
Organism: Gigantopelta aegis
Lineage: Eukaryota; Metazoa; Mollusca; Gastropoda; Neomphalida; Peltospiridae
Product: pleiotropic regulator 1-like
Exons: 14
Coding region: 123-1643 (506 amino acids)
Biological process (GO): mRNA splicing, via spliceosome
Cellular component (GO): precatalytic spliceosome; Prp19 complex; catalytic step 2 spliceosome
Molecular function (GO): protein binding
Source: RefSeq, a predicted model, not a curated record